AUGGGGUCUGGUGCAUCAUGUUGUAGAAGUAGCAAGUCUGCUGGUCUUAACAAACCUUCAACUCCUGCUGGUCAACCAUCAAAGAUUCAAACACAGGCUACUGAAGUUCCAACUCUCAUGGCUUCAUUGCAAGGUCAAAUGCCGAAUGAUAAUGUCCAAGAUGCUGAAAACGUUAUGACUCAUUUCCUUGAUGUAGAAAAUGGGUUGCUUCCGGAAGAAAUGCCACAACGUAUUGAAUGCAAUGAUAUUGUUGAAUUUACGAUUAAAGAAAAUACUGGAUAUGAUAUCUUUGAAGUAUAUAAAGAAGGUAAUGAUUAUUAUCGAGUAAUUAAUGGUUAUGAAUUACUUAAUAUAAAAGAUGAUACACCAAAAAAUAAAAGACGUCUAUUAUUUCCCUUUGCUCUUAAUCAACCUCAAAGUGAAUUAUAUUUUUGUAUUAUGCCAUCAUCACAACGUCAAACAUUAUCAGAUACACUUAAAUGUCCAAAACAGAAUUGCGAAAAAAAUCGUCUAAUAGUUAACAAGCCUGAAAUUAAGUUUACUUUAACCGAUGAAAAAGAAAAUCAAAAAGUUUAUUUAUGUAAAGGUGAUACUGUGGAUAUAGAAUGGAUAACAUCUGGUCCUGGCUAUCGUAUGGAAGAAAAAAAAUAUUGUCCUGUAUCUGGUGGUCUUUACACAGUUUCUCAAACAUCUGAUAAUGUAUCUCAUCGAGUUUCAUCGAAAGGAAAAUUUUCUAAAACAUUUACUGAUUUUGGUAUGUCGUUCUUAUUUCGUUUAACUGAUACAAAUCAAAUUCAUGACAUAACUGUUUGUAUUGUUAAUAAAACAUAUAAAAUGAAACAUAUCGAGAUAAAAGAUGAUAAAAUUCAACCAAAUAUUAUUUGGUUGGAUGAAAAUGAUUGGAUUAGAUUUUCAUGGAACGGAAGACAUAAACAAACUGUCGUACAAAUUGAACCAUUUACUAUUAGUGAAAAUAAACAACAAUCAAUUGAACUUAGAACAAUUGGUGAGAAUUUCUUUUGGCCAAAUGAUCCAUCACGUAGUGGUUGUAUUUAUCAUCAGUUUAUGAAAACAGGAAUAUAUUGUUUUAAAACUGGAGAUCAGCAAAUUGGUACAAUUAUUGUUAAACCUCGUAAUACUAUUCGUUCUAUACCAAUCGAUGGUGAUAAAUUAACUUAUAAAAUGAAUACAAAUGAUUUAGUACAGUUCGAUUGGAAAAUGAAUGAUUCACAACAAGAACCAAUAUUAAUUACUAUUGAGUCAAAUUCAUCUGUAGUACCAGAUGCUGCUGGUGGUCCUACUGGAGUAUUUGAAUGUGCCUUACAUAAAUGUAUUAAAGUCGAACCAUUGUUUCGUCAACAUUUUUAUACAUGUGAAACAUAUAUUUUACAUAUUCCUCAGCAUGGUCUCUACAAUUUUGCUUAUUCUGAUAACCAAGACAGUAGUCUUCUAAGUAUUAUUGUUGAAAAUGAUGUUGACAGUCAUCGUGUUGCUUAUAAUGAUCAAAAUGUGUUUCAACCUGAUCUAUUAAUAAUAAAUCGUCUUGAUCAGGUAUGGUUUGAUUCAUCGUCAAAAACUGUGGCUAAUAUUUAUCGAACAGAUGAAUUUGGUAAACGAUUAGAAUCAGAAAAACCAUUAUUUCAACCUCAAUUAAAUAGUAUUAAUUAUUAUAUGAAAGAAUUUCAACAAUUGGGUAUUUAUUAUUUUUCAACUGAUAUAAAUAAUACUGAUACAAACAAUAAGAAACAAAAUUCAAUUCGACCACUAACUGUUGUUGUUUUACCAGAAAUACGUUUUCAUUAUAAAUCAAUAACUAAAGAUGAUUUUGAUAACGAACCAAUAAUAACAAAUAUAAAUGAUUUUGUUGUUUGGCAAUUCGAACAAACUAUUUCUCGUAGUCUUAUACAAGUAAAUUCAGAUGAAACAUUACAAGAAUUACUAUCUUGUCAUGAACGAGCUGUUACUGGAAGAAAUCGACAAUGUCUUGCUGUUGAAUGUAUUGUUCAGGGAACAUUCUAUUUUGCUAAUCCAGAAUUUGAACGAGUAAGCGGUUUAGAAGAGACUCGUCUUCUGUCAACAAUUGUUAUUGAUCCACUAUUUUGUCAAAAUUGUUUUAUUACUACUAGCCAUCAAUUUGUUCCAAAUAUUUUACAUAUUGCACAGAACGAUACUGUUUCAUGGAUAUUAAAUAUAAAUGAACGAAAUCACCGAAUUUAUGUACAAUCAAAUAAUAAUGAGGAAGAAAUUGAUAAUGACAAGUUUAUUGAUAAAAAUCUUUCUGAAUAUGUAUCUGGUGUUCAUUAUUUACAUACAUUUAAAGAACCUGGAGAAUAUAUCAUUCGAUCUAAUCGUUUUCAGAGUACAGCAAUUGUAUAUGUUUAUUCGGAGAAUACUGUUCGAAGUCAAAGAAAACAACUUCAAGAACCUCGAAUAGUUGAAGAUAUAGAGCCUACAAGUGAAUUUGGUUCACAAAUUCAUUUGUUUUGUCCAGAUCGAAAUGCUAUUAUUUUUUAUACACUGGAUGGUUUACCUCCAACACGACAUUAUGAUAAUGUUUUGAAAUAUGAUCCGAAUGAAGGUCUACGCUUACUUGAACAAGGUUUACAUAUUAUACGUGCUUAUGCAGUUGAAGAUGAAAAAAUAUCAAGUAGUAUUGUAACAAGCAGUCCAACAUUUGUUCUGGAGAAUAAGGAAGUUGCAGCUAUGAACGAACUUCGAGCUUUAUGGAAUAAUUGUACAAUGAAACUUUCAGUUUCAUUAGAACAUCCAAAUAAAAUGUAUGGAAACAUUAAAAUUGAACCAGCAAAUUCAAUUGAUUUUAUUGAUCAUAUUGAAUUACAUAUUAAUGAUGUUGCACAAAAAGUGAAUUUAGCACCAACCGAUUUGAAUUUUUCAGCAAAAGGUUUUGCUGCUGGAGAACAAUACGAAGUACACGUUGUUGCUUAUCCAAAAGAUAAUAUUACUGAUGUCGAACCGAUUUUAUCAAAUAAACGAGCAUUUGAAAUACAACGGGAAGUUCCCGGUGGUGGACCAUUACUUAGUUUAGCUUUGUCAAGUGAUCAAAGUACAAUACUUUUAGUGUGGGCACAUAUCGGUGAUCAUGUUAGUGAAUAUAUUGUUUAUGUGGAUAAUAUUGAAACAAAAAUUAUUACCGAACGAGAUUUUAAUGAUUUUUAUGGUAUUCAAUUUCAUGGUGCACAACAACGUAAAAAAUAUUCAUUUCAUGUUGACGCAAAAAUUAAAAAUACUAAUGAAAUUCGUAAAUCAAAUAUUAUCAAUGUGACUGCACCAUUAGAUUUAUCAGUUAAGAAACCAAUUCUUGAUCAAUAUUUUCCUUAUAUUAUAAUUAACGAUGAACAAGCAUCAUCCAGUAUGCAUCUUGAAAAGGGUUUGGAUCGGUUAUCUUCUUCAAAAUUAUCUAUUAGAACUUCUUCUCCUUCUUCGUCUGCUCCUCCUUCUCCUGCAGCCUCUUCGCGGUCAAAUAUUCAUAAAAUUGAUUUGAACGAUGCAUCAUUAAAUACGAGUGAAAUCAUUCCUCAAAAAAGUGAUGAUUAUGAUAAUGAUAAAACUGAUAAUCUAAAAGAACAAGAACAAGAACAAUUACCUACUUCCAAUGAAACAUCAACAAUGCAAAUAAAAAUUGAUGAAACUACAGAAGACUCGACAACAGAAAAAUUUGAAACAAUACAACAACAACAACUACUACUACAACAAAAUCAAAAUUCUAUUGUAUCUGAUGAUUUUAAACGUCGAGCACAAGAUCUUCUUAAAAGAUUAACACAAGAUAUUGAAAAUCGUUUGAAACAAUCAAAUUCAAAUUCUACGCAUCCACAUAAAUCAUUUCUUGGUACUCAACAUUAUAAAGAUGAGCAACUUCUUUCACAACGAUCAUCAGUAUCUUCUCCUGAUCCAUAUACAGAUAGACUUCCACCUAAAUCUCAACGACGUUCAGCAACACUGAAUAAAAAUCUCAAUCAAAAUGAUAAUACAAUGUUCAAUGACACUUCAUAA
Rotaria sp. Silwood1 is the source of this 4011-nucleotide messenger RNA. The record is from the annotation of a GenBank genome assembly. Lineage: Eukaryota; Metazoa; Rotifera; Eurotatoria; Philodinida; Philodinidae.